CUUUUAGGGACAUUUAUCGCUCGAUGUUUUAAACAGUCGUGCAGAUUUUCAACCACUCACAAAUCACAGUUUCUUUAGUUAAGAUUAAGUUUAAUAUAUUGGUAUAAAUGUCCAUAAAAUUAGCGAAUAUUAAUCGUUUUCGACAUUAAUAGUGAAUCUGGCGUCACCGUGUCCCCCUGCGGUGAAACGUUUUGGUUCAGUCCGGCGCUGUGCUGUAUGCGCGGGAGGAGAGAAGCGUGUUUAAGCUGCUAAAGAAGAGCAUUAAAACUCCGUGAGCUUCCUUUCAUCCACGUUGAUAAAUAUGGCACGAGAUUACAAACCUGGAGAUCUCAUCUUCGCCAAGAUGAAGGGCUAUCCUCACUGGCCAGCGAGGAUCGACGAAGUGCCAGAUGGUGCUGUGAAGCCGUCCAAUAUUAAGUUCCCCAUCUUCUUCUUUGGAACUCAUGAGACAGCAUUUUUGGGUCCCAAAGACAUCUUCCCUUAUUUACCAAACAAAGAGAAAUAUGGUAAACCCAACAAAAGAAAAGGCUUCAAUGAAGGGCUGUGGGAGAUUGAAAACAACCCUAAAGUGGAACUUAAUGGACAGAAGGUGAUGGCAGUGGAAGCAGUUUCUGAUAAAGAUUCAGACAGCAGCCCUGAGGGGGAUGACGAGGGAAAUGAAAAGACUCAGGAGAAGAGGAAAAAGUCCACUAAAGUGGCUGGAGGUGAGGCAGGGGAGGAGGAGGAGGAGGAGGAGGAGGAGGAGGAGGAGGAGGAGGAAGGUGAUGGCAUGGAGGUGUCUGAACAGGGCCCUCUUGUGGAGGAAGACUCUACGCAGAAAGACUCGACAGAUGGUGCCAAAGCUAAAAGAGGAAGGAAGAAAAAGAGUGAAGUUGAGCAGGACUCAGAGAAAGAGGAUGGCGUGGCUAGUUCCACCUCCAGCCCUAUAGGUGGGGAAGCACCAGCUCCAAAACGGAGAGGCCGGAAGCCCAAAGCUGAAAAAAUGCUUUUGCUGCAACAACAGGCUUCACAUGGGUCAGCUAAUGACAUAGAUGCUACUGCAGAUGUAGACCGGAAGCGCAAAAGAGCCCCUGAGGACAAGAGCAAGUCUUCUGAAGAGGAGGACGAAAGGAGAGCAGAUGGGAGGAAAAGAAAGGACGAGAGUAAAAGUGGAAAGAGAGAACCGGAGGCCAAGAGGAGAAAAAACGCCAAGGAGGAGGGCUCCUCUGACUCUGAGGAUGAAGCGAAGCGAAGUGGACAGGGCAAGAAACGGAUCCUGAAGCAAGCGGACACAGAGAAGGAAGAGCGGCGCCGCAAACCAGAUGAGCUGAAAGAAUUAGGAAAAGAGGAUGGGAAGAAAGAUGAAAGGAAAGGAGAGAAAAGAAAGGAAGUGUCAACUGAGUCCAGGCUGCUGAGAUUACACGGGGAGAUUAAGAUUUCACUGAAGAUCGAUAACCCAGACGUAAAGAAGUGUUUGGUGGCUCUGGAUGAACUGGGGUCACUGCAGGUCACCACGCAGCACCUGCAGAAGCACUGUGAGCUCAUAGCCACUCUGAAAAAGAUCCGCAGGUUCAAGGCCAGCCAGGAUGUGAUGGAUAAAGCCACAAUGCUAUACAACAAGUUUAAGACCAUGUUCCUGGUAGGGGAGGGAGAGGCUGUACUGAGUCAGGUGCUGAACAAAUCCUUGGCUGAGCAGCGGCAGUUUGAAGAGGCCAAGAAGGGGGCACUAAAAAAAGCAGAACAGACCAAAGAGCAGAGCGCAGAUAACAGGGUUUUGAAUGGAGACUCCAGCCCUGAGGAGAAGAGCACUGAGGCUGAGACUGAAGGAGAAAGGCCUGGAGAGGACAGUGCAGCCUUGGAGAAGAAUAGUGUUGUGAACCCAGCAGAAGAGUCAGCCUAACGACAAUGCACCUUCUGUCAGUCCUACUGCUUUUCUGUGGAAACUCUUCACUGUGGGAUGGAACCAUAACUUCUUUGCUUCAAAGUGCGAAGGUCACCUUGUAUCUGCAUCCCCAACAGUGGCCUCCUCAUCUUGAAGCAUCAGAGUUUAAGGGAUUUGCCUGUGUUUUAGUACAGAUGUUUUUAGUGCCAAUGUGUGCAUUUUAGCUCUGGAAGUGUUUUCAGAGUCGUGACGUUUCAACACAUUAGCCUUUUUCUAGUGUUUUAUAGAGUAGACAGUACCACUUGUCUGAGAGUUUAUAACUGUCUGCAUAGACAAGCUGUUGUAGCUGAGGGGCGCAUCCCCAUUUUGACUGACUGUUGAUUUGUGCUGUUUUUACUGACUAAAUCAUUCCAAAGUAAAUCCUCUGUCUUUUCAAGCUGCUAGAAGGAAGUUGGAGUAGCUACCACAAAAUCUGAAGUGAAGCAGAUAACCUGUGAAUUAGGGCAGUAUUUCUCAACCCUGCUGUGCGUAAACUGCUGUCAUUAGUUUUAAAGGAGUAGUCCAGCAUUUCUCAACCUAAUAUGUUCAGGUUCUAACAUACCUGAAUCAAAUCAUCAGCUUAUUAUCAAGCCCUGUGUAAGAGAACAUAAACAGAACCAACUUGUCCAUGUAAGAGAAACCAUUGGGCAUUUGCUGCAGUAUCUGUUAUUGCCUUUUGUAAUUAAAAUUAUUGAACUUGGUAUGAUACAAAUACGGUAGUUGGAGAUCAGGUUUAAAAUAUUGGAGUAAUCCUUUAACCCUUUUAGUCAAAAUACAUUUAAAAUAAAAGCUGUUGAGCAGUUGCCAAAGCAUCUUCCCAUUGUCCUCUGUUAAGUGCAUUUAGAGUCAGCUGUUUCUUUUUUUUUUUCGCUGUUUUAUUUUUUUGAAUUUGUAUGUGGCAGAUAGAGAUCAGAUUGAAAAUUACAAGAAAACUUCUUUAACAUACCUAAUUCUGCCCACAAAGGCCUUCAUAGUUAGCUGGUGAUUUGAAUGUGUUAGAAACUAAACUGCACAGUGCACAUAGAGGUCUGGAACUAAAACAUUGCUUUAGAUAGAGAUUUUCUGUCACUAAUUAACCGAUAUUUGUGGUUUAUGUCCUGAUUACAUGCUUCAGUAUUCUCUUAUGCUGAGUAGAAUAGUUUUAUUUUAGUAUUUCUAACUGCUGCUUAUACGUCUUCUGUUUCCAGAUAGAUGUUCCAAAGUUUAUUUUGAUACUAAAGUGCUUCCUCUUUUUGUUUCUCUUGUCUACAUGUCUGUCUGUCUGUCUGUUUUAAGCUAUCAGUGUUGUUGUCUGUGUAAAUAAGAGAACUGUAUUUUUGUGCCUGUUUAUAAAACCUGUUCUGGCCUUAAUAAAGUAGUGCUUGCCUCAA
This is a messenger RNA of Colossoma macropomum (tambaqui), 3270 nucleotides long. It is a transcript of the gene psip1a, whose product is annotated as PC4 and SFRS1 interacting protein 1a. Gene Ontology annotation, cellular component: nucleus. The transcript is spliced from 17 exons. Gene Ontology annotation, molecular function: transcription coregulator activity; double-stranded DNA binding. The record is from RefSeq and is a predicted model, not a curated record. Gene Ontology annotation, biological process: regulation of transcription by RNA polymerase II. The coding region runs from base 302 to 1879 and encodes 525 amino acids. Lineage: Eukaryota; Metazoa; Chordata; Actinopteri; Characiformes; Serrasalmidae.